Messenger RNA from Trichechus manatus latirostris (Florida manatee), 21276 nucleotides. RefSeq names its product nebulin (gene NEB). Gene Ontology annotation, molecular function: actin filament binding. Gene Ontology annotation, biological process: cardiac muscle thin filament assembly. NCBI's taxonomy places the organism in Eukaryota, Metazoa, Chordata, Mammalia, Sirenia, Trichechidae. The record is from RefSeq and is a predicted model, not a curated record. The transcript has 149 exons. The coding region runs from base 193 to 20202 and encodes 6669 amino acids. Gene Ontology annotation, cellular component: Z disc.
GGCUCUUGCCUGGGGUUCUCAGGAGGGGAGAGUUGAGAGAGGCUUUGCUGCUGAGGAAAUUUAUUUGAUAGUUUAAAGGUUUGCACAAGAGCUACAGAAACAGAAGAGAAAAGGCCGUGCAAGCCAAUGGUGUUCGGAAAGAAAACAGCCCCAUUGCCUUGAGUUUGUAGGUGCCACUACUACUCUGGGAAAAUGGCAGAUGAUGAAGAUUAUGAGGAGGUGGUGGAGUACUACACACAAGAGACAGUCUAUGAAGAGGUGCCAGGGGAGACAAUAACAGAAGUCUAUGAAACCACAACAACAAGGACAACAGGAUCUGACUAUGAGCAACCCAAAACUUCCAAACCAGCGCUGGCACAGCCAGUACCGGCAAAGCCGGUGGGGAGGAAGAGGGUUAUCCGGAAGAAAGUGGACCCUUCAAAGUUCAUGACUCCCUACAUUGCACACAGUCAGAAAAUGCAGGAUCUCUUUAGCACGAAUAAAUACAAGGAGAAAUUUGAGAAAGCAAAAGGACAGCCAUACGCCAUCACAACUGAUACCCCAGAACUUCGCAGAAUCAAGAAAGUACAAGAUCAACUCAGUGAGGUUAAGUAUCGAAUAGAUGGUGAUGUUGCUAAAACUAUUUGUCACGUAGAUGAAAAAGCAAAGGACAUUGAACAUGCCAAGAAAGUGUCGCAGCAAGUCAGCAAGGUUUUAUACAAGCAAAACUGGGAGGACACCAAGGAUAAGUACCUGCUUCCUCCUGAUGCCCCUGAACUUGUCCAAGCCAUUAAGAACACAGCCAUGUUCAGUAAGAAACUGUACACUGAAGACUGGGAAGCAGACAAAACUUUAUUUUACCCAUAUAACGACAGCCCGGAGCUGAGGAGGGUUGCCCAAGCCCAGAAAGCUCUCAGUGAUAUCGCCUACAAAAAAGGUCAUGCUGAACAGCAAACUCAAUUCACAUCCCUGCCAGAUCCUCCAGAUAUACAAUUUGCCAAGAAAGUGGCCGAUCAAGUGAGCAAGCAAAAAUACAAGGAAGACUAUGAAAAUAAAAUCAAAGGCAAAUGGAGUGAGACGCCUUGCUUUGAAGUUGCAACUGCCAGAAUGAAUUCUGACAACAUCAGCACAAGGAAAUACCAGGAAGACUUUGAGAACAUAAAGGACCACAUCUACUUCAUGCAGACCGAAACACCAGAGUACAAAGUCAGUAAACAAGCUGGGAUAACGGCCAGCAAGGUAAAAUACAAAGAAGACUAUGAAAAGAGUAAAGGAAAAGCAGAUUACAAUGUACUUCCUGCUACAGAGAACCCACUGCUCAGGCAGCUGAAGGUGGCAGGAAAGGCCCUAAGUGAUAAAUUAUACAAGGAAAACUAUGAAAAGACAAAAGCAAAGAGCAUAAAUUACUGUGAGACACCCAAAUUUCAGGCGGAUACAGCUCUGCAAAACUUCAGUAGUGAUAAUAAAUAUAAAGAUUCCUACUUAAAGAAUAUUUUGGGACAUUAUGUAGGCAGCUUUGAGGAUCCAUAUUAUACACAUUGCAUGAAAGUCACAGCUGAAAACAGAGAUAAAAAUUACAGAGCUGAAUAUGAAGAGGACAGAGGCAAAGGCUUCUUCCCCCAGACCAUAACUCAAGAAUAUGAAACAAUCAAGAAACUAGAUAAAUGCAAAGAUAAUAUCUACAAAGUCCACCCAGACAAGACAAAAUUCACUCAAGUUCCUGACUCUCCUAUUUUGAUGCAAGCCCAAAUCAAUUCCAAACAACUGAGUGAUCUAAAUUACAAAGCAAAACACGAAAAUGAAAAAUUCAAGUGCCAUAUUCCCCCAGAUACUCCCGCCUUCAUUCAACACAAAGUCAAUGCUUAUAAUCUGAGUGAUAAUGCUUACAAGGAAGACUGGGAGAAGAGCAAAGCUAAGAAGUUUGACAUUAAAGUGGACGCCAUUCCCCUGCUGGCAGCCAAAGCCAACAGCAGGAAUGUUAGUGAUGUGAUGUACAAGAAAGACUAUGAAAAAAGCAAAGGGAAAAUGAUUGGAGCCCUCAGCAUUAAUGACGAUCCCAAGAUGCGGCACUCUUUGCAGACAGCAAGAAACCAGAGUGAUAGAUUAUACAAGGAAAACUAUGAGAAGACAAAGGCAAAGAGCGUGAAUUACUGCGAGACUCCUAAAUAUCAACUUGACACUCUGCUGAAGAACUUUGGCGAGAAUAAAUAUAAGGAUUCAUAUGUAAAGAAUAUCUUGGGACAUUACGUGGGCAGCUUUGAAGACCCAUAUCAAAUUCACUGCAGGAACGUUUCCGCCCAAAACAGUGACAAAAACUACAAAGCAGAAUAUGAAGAAGAUAAAGGGAAAUGCUACUUCCCUCAGACAAUAACUCAAGAAUAUGAAGCAAUCAAGAAGCUAGACCAGUGUAAAGAUCAUACCUACAAAGUUCAUCCAGAUAAGACCAAGUUCACGGCCGUCACUGACUCUCCUGUACAGUUGCAAGCCCAGCUCAAUACGAAACAACUUAGUGAUCUGAAUUACAAAGCAAAACAUGAAAGUGAGAAGUUCAAGUGCAAUGUACCUGCAGAUGCUCCACAGUUUAUCCAACAUAGAGUCAAUGCUUAUAACCUGAGUGAUAAUGUUUAUAAGCAUGACUGGGAGAAGAGCAAAGCUAAGAAGUUUGACAUUAAAGUGGACGCCAUUCCCCUGCUGGCAGCCAAAGCCAACAGCAGGAACGUCAGUGAUGUGAUGUACAAGAAAGACUUUGAAAAAAGCAAAGGGAAAAUGAUUGGAGCCCUCAGCAUUAAUGAUGACCCCAAGAUGCUGCACUCUUUGAAAACAGCCAAAAACCAGAGUGAUCGUGAAUACCGUAAAGAUUAUGAAAAGUCAAAAAUGAUCUACACGGCACCGCUUGAUAUGGUCCAAAUCACUCAUGCAAAGCAAUCUCAGGCAAUUGCCAGUGACGUGGACUAUAAGCAUCUCAUACACAAUUAUAGCUACCCACCAGAUAGCAUCAACGUGGACCUCGCCAAAAAGGCUUAUGCACUGCAGAGCGAUGUUGAAUACAAAGCUGACUACAAUAGCGGGAUGAAAGGUUGUGGCUGGGUUCCAUAUGGAUCCUUAGAAAUGGAAAAGGCUAAGAGAGCUUCAGACAUUCUUAAUGAGAAAAAAUACCGCCAACAACCAGACACUCUCAAGUUCACCUCGAUUGAAGACGCUCCUAUCACAGUACAGUCUAAAAUCAACCAGGCCCAGAGGAGCGAUAUUGUUUACAAAGCCAAAGGAGAGGAAAUUCUUCACAAAUACAACUUGCCAGCUGACUUGCCCCAGUUCAUUCAGGCUAAAGUCAAUGCCUACAAUAUCAGUGAGAAUAUGUACAAAAUGGACUUGAAAGACUUGAGCAAGAAGGGAUAUGACCUGAGGACUGAUGCAAUUCCAAUCAAAGUUGCCAAGGCUGCCAGGCAGGCGGCGAGUGAUGUUCAAUACAAGAAAGAUUAUGAAAAAGCCAAAGGGAAAAUGAUUGGUUUCCAAAGUCUACAAGAUGAUCCAAAACUGGUUCACUAUGUGAAAGUGGCCAAGCUACAAUCAGACCGGGAGUACAAAAAAGACUAUGAGAAGACAAAGACCAAGCACAGCACGCCUCAUGACAUGUUCAACGUUGUGGCAGCUAAGAAAGCUCAGGAUGUUGUCAGCAAUGUCAACUAUAAGCAUCUUCUCCAUCAUUACACCUACCUGCCUGAUGCCAUGGGCCUGGAGUUGUCUAAAAACAUGAUGUACAUACAGAGUGAUAAUGCCUACAAGGAAGACUAUAACUCCUGGAUGAAAGGCAUUGGCUGGAUCCCUAUUGGCAGUCUUGACGUAGAAAAAGUUAGAAAGGCGGGAGAUGCCCUGAAUGAAAAGAAGUACAGGCAGCAUCCGGACACCCUCAAAUUUACCAGCAUUGUUGACUCUCCAGUUAUGGUUCAGGCCAAACAGAACACGAAGCAGCUUAGCGAUAUCUUAUACAAAGCUAAAGGUGAAGAUGUGAAGCAUAAAUGCACAAUGAGUCCUGAUCUUCCUCAGUUUCUCCAGGCCAAGUGCAAUGCUUACAAUAUCAGUGAUGUAUGUUAUAAACGGGACUGGCAUGAUUUAAUAGCCAAGGGCAACAAUGUGCUGGGUGACGCUAUUCCCAUCACUGCGGCCAAGGCGUCAAGAAACAUUGCCAGUGAUUAUAAAUACAAGGAAGCUUAUGAAAAGUCAAGGGGAAAGCAUGUGGGUUUCAGAAGUCUCCAAGACGAUCCCAAACUAGUCCAUUAUAUGAAUGUGGCAAAGAUGCAGUCUGAUCGUGAAUACAAGAAGAACUACGAGAACACCAAAACUAGCUAUCAUACCCCUGGGGACAUGGUCAGCAUUACAGCUGCAAAGAUGGCCCAGGAUGUUGCCACCAAUGUCAACUACAAACAGCCGUUACAUCGCUACACAUACCUACCUGAUGCCCUGAGUCUCGAGCAUAGCAAGAAUGUGAAUCAAAUUCAGAGUGAUAAUGUAUAUAAAGACGAAUAUAACAGCUUCUUCAAGGGCAUUGGAUGGCUUCCUAUUGGUUCUCUGGAGGUCGAGAAAGCCAAGAAAGCAGGCGAAGCAUUAAAUGAGAAGAAGUAUCGACAGCACCCAGACACCAUCAAGUUCACAAGUGUGCCUGACUCGAUGGGUAUGGUUUUGGCUCAGAAGAACACAAAGCAGCUGAGUGAUUUGAACUACAAGGUGGAGGGGGAGAAGCUGAAACACAAGUACACUAUGGACCCCGAAUUGCCUCAGUUUAUUCAAGCCAAGGUCAAUGCUCUCAACAUGAGUGAGGCUCAUUAUAAAGCAGACUGGAAGAAAACCAUUGCUAAGGGCUAUGAUUUGAGACCAGAUGCUAUUCCAAUAGUUGCCGCAAAAAGUUCACGGAAUAUUGCUAGUGAUUGCAAAUAUAAGGAGGCUUAUGAGAAAGCCAAAGGCAGACAAAUUGGAUUUCUUAGUCUUCAGGAUGACCCUAAGCUGGUUCACUACAUGACUGUGGCUAAAAUACAGUCAGAUCGUGAGUACAAAAAGGGCUACGAAGCCACCAAGACCAGGUAUCACAUACCCUUGGAUAUGGUCAGUAUGACAACUGCCAAGAAAUCUCAGGAAGCCACUACCAACACCAACUAUAGACAGCCCUUCCACAGCUACACGCUGCUGCCGGAUGCCAUGAAUGUGGAGCACUCCAAGAAUGCGAUGCAGAUUCAGAGCGAUAACCUAUACAGAUCUGACUUCACCAACUGGAUGAAAGGGAUUGGCUGGAUCCCCAUACAGUCACUGGAGGUGGAGAAGGCAAAGAAAGCGGGAGAGAUACUGAGUGAGAAGAAAUAUCGCCAGCACCCGGAGAAGCUGAAGUUUACCUACUCCAUGGACACAAUGGAACAAGUACUCAACAAGAGUAACAAACUGAAUAUGGAUAAGAGACGCUACACUGAAAAAUGGAACAAAGACAAGACCACCAUUCAUGUCAUGCCUGAUACUCCAGAUAUUUUACUCUCCAGAGUAAACCAAAUCACCAUGAGUGAUAAACUGUACAAAGCAGGCUGGGAAGAAGAAAAGAAGAAAGGAUAUGACCUGAGGCCCGAUGCUAUCCCAAUAAAGGCUGCAAGAGCCUCUAGAGACAUUGCCAGUGAUUACAAAUACAAGAAAGCCUAUGAACAAACCAGAGGGAAACACAUUGGCUUCCAGAGCCUAGAAGAUGACCCCAAACUAGUGCACUUCAUGCAGGUGGCCAAGAUGCAGUCAGACCGGGAAUACAAGAAGGGAUACGAAAAAUCCAAGACACAUUUCCACACCCCAGUGGACAUGUUAAGUGUGGUGGCUGCCAAGAAGUCUCAGGAAGUGGCCACCAACACCAACUACAGAAAUGUGAUCCACACCUACAACAUGCUUCCUGAUGCCAUGAACUUUGAAUUGGCCAAGAAUAUGAUGCGGAUCCAAAGUGAUAAUCAGUACAAAGCUGACUAUGCUGACUUCAUGAAGGGUGUUGGAUGGCUCCCUCUGGGUUCCUUGGACGCUGAGAAAAACAAGAAAGCCAUGGAGAUUAUUAGUGAAAGGAAGUACCGCCAGCACCCAGACACUUUGAAGUAUUCCACACUGAUGGACUCAAUGAAUAUGGUCUUGGCCCAGAAAAAUGCAAAAAUUAUGGAUGAACACCUAUACAAACAAGCGUGGGAGGCUGACAAGACCAAAGUUCACAUCAUGCCUGAUAUCCCCCAGAUUAUUUUGGCAAAGGCAAAUGCUAUUAAUAUGAGUGAUAAACUCUACAAACUUUCUUUGGAAGAGUCUAGAAAGAAAGGCUAUGAUCUCAGAAGUGAUGCAAUUCCUAUCAAAGCUGCCAGGGCUUCAAGAGAUAUUGCAAGUGAUUAUAACUACAAGUACAAUUAUGAAAAGGAGAGGGGGAAAAUGGUUGGUUUCCGAAGUCUUGAGGAUGACCCUAAAUUAGUCCAUUCCAUGCAAGUGGCUAAGAUGCAAUCUGAUCGAGAGUACAAGAAAAACUAUGAGAAGACAAAGACCAGUUACCACACCCCUGCCGACAUGCUCAGUGUCACAGCCGCCAAGGAUGCCCAAGCCAACAUCAGCAACACUGACUACAAACACCUGAUUCACAAGUACAUCCUCCUUCCAGAUGCAAUGAACCUUGAGCUGGCCAGGAAUAUGAAUCGCAUUCACAGUGAUAAUGAAUAUAAACAGGACUACAAUGAAUGGUACAAAGGGCUUGGCUGGAGUCCAGCUGGUUCUCUAGAAGUGGAGAAGGCCAAGAGGGCAACUGAAUAUGCAAGUGACCAGAACUACCGCCAGCACCCAAGCAACUUCCCAUUUAAGAAGCUGAGUGACUCCAUGGACAUGGUGCUUGCCAAGAAGAAUGCGCACACCAUGAACAAGCAUUUAUACACCAUUGAUUGGAAUAAAGAUAAGACCAAGAUUCAUGUCAUGCCAGACACACCAGAUAUUUUACAGGCCAAGCAGAAUCAAACACAGUACAGUCAGAAACUCUAUAAACUUGGAUGGGAGGAAGCUUUGAAGAAAGGCUAUGAUCUCCCAGUUGAUGCAAUUUCCGUACGGCUGGCCAAAGCUUCAAGAGAUAUUGCUAGUGAUCAUAAAUACAAACAAGGCUACCGCAAGCAACUUGGCCACCAUGUUGGAUUCCGGACGGUGGAAGAUGACCCAAAGCUUGUAUUAUCCAUGAAUGUAGCCAAAAUGCAGAGCGAAAGAGAAUACAAGAAAGAUUUUGAGAAGUGGAAGACCAAGUACACCAGUCCAGUGGACAUGUUGGGAGUGGUCUUAGCCAAAAAAUGUCAGGAGUUGGUCAGUGACGUGGACUACAGGAAUAGGCUGCAUCAAUGGACGUGUCUACCCGACCAGAAUAAUGUUAUUCAUGCUAAAAAAGCUUACGAACUACAGAGUGAGAAUAUGUAUAAGUCCGACCUUGAGUGGCUGAAAGGCAUAGGAUGGAGUCCUCUGGGUUCUUUGGAGUCAGAAAAAAACAAGCGGGCUUCAGAAAUCAUCAGUGAUAAGAAAUACCGUCAGCCACCAGACAAAAACAAGUUCACCAGCAUUCCUGAUGCCAUGGACAUGGUUUUGGCAAAGACAAAUGCCAAAAAUAGGAGUGAUAGACUUUAUAGAGAAGCUUGGGACAAGGACAAGACUCAAAUCCACAUCAUGCCUGAUACACCUGGCAUUAUUCUGGCUAAGGCAAACUUAACCAAUAUAAGUGAUAAACUCUACCGAAUGGGCUAUGAAGAGUUGAAGAAAAAAGGUUACGAUCUUCCUCUUGAUGCCAUACCAAUCAAAGCAGCAAAGGCAUCCCGGGAUAUUGCCAGCGAAUACAAGUACAAGGAAGGUUUUCGCAAGCAGCUUGGCCACCACAUUGGAGCCCGGAACAUUGAAGACGACCCGAAGAUGAUGUGGUCCAUGCAUGUGGCCAAGAUCCAGAGUGACAGGGAGUACAAGAAGGACUUUGAGAAGUGGAAGACCAAGUUCAGUAGCCCAGUGGACAUGCUGGGGGUGGUACUGGCCAAGAAGUGCCAGACCUUGGUCAGUGACAUAGACUACAAGAACGUCCCUCAUCAGUGGACAUGCCUGCCCGACCAGAACGACGUCACUCACGCUCGACAGGCCUAUGACCUCCAGAGUGACAAUUUGUACAAGUCCGAUCUUCACUGGCUAAAAGGCAUUGGUUGGUUGCCUAGUGGUUCUCUUGAGGAUGAGAAGAACAAAAGAGCUGCCCAAAUUUUGAGUGACCACGUUUACCGUCAACACCCAGAUAAAUUCAAGUUUUCUAGCCUAAUGGACUCCAUACCAAUGGUUUUGGCAAAAAACAAUGCUAUUACCAUGAACCACCGCCUCUACACAGAAGCUUGGGAUAAAGAUAAAACCACUGUCCACAUUAUGCCAGAUACCCCUGAAGUUAUACUAGCUAAACAAAACAAAAUAAACUAUAGUGAGAAACUAUAUAAAUUUGGCCUAGAAGAAGCCAGGAAGAGAGGCUGUGAUGUGCGCCUAGACGCCAUUCCCAUCAAGGCAGCCAAGGCUUCCAGAGAUAUUGCAAGCGAAUUCAAAUACAAACAAGGCUAUCGCCAGCAACUUGGCCACCACAUUGGUGCCCGAGCUAUUCAUGAUGACCCGAAGAUGAUGUGGUCCAUGCAUGUGGCCAAGAUCCAGAGUGACAGGGAGUACAAGAAGGACUUUGAGAAGUGGAAGACCAAGUUCAGCAGCCCAGUAGACAUGCUGGGGGUGGUCCUGGCCAAGAACUCUCAGGCCUUGGUCAGUGACGUGGACUAUAGAAACAUCCUGCAUCAGUGGACAUGCCUGCCUGACCAAAACAACGUCAUCCACGCUCGGCAGGCCUACGACCUCCAGAGCGACAAUUUGUACAAGUCAGAUCUCCAAUGGUUGAGAGGCAUUGGCUGGGUGCCCCUCGGCUCUCUAGAUGUGGAAAAAUGCAAAAGAGCAACCGAAAUUUUGAGUGAUAAAAUCUACCGCCAGCCUCCAGACACACUGAAAUUUACCAGUGUGACUGAUUCUCUGGAACAAGUGUUGGCCAAGAACAAUGCCAUCAACAUGAACAAGCGCUUAUACACAGAAGCCUGGGACAAAGACAAGACCCAAAUCCACAUCAUGCCUGAUACACCUGAAAUUAUGUUGGCCAGACAAAAUAAAAUAAAUUAUAGUGAGAGCCUCUAUCGCCAGGCCAUGGAAGAAGCCAAGAAAGAAGGCUAUGACUUGAGAAGUGAUGCCAUUCCCAUUGUGGCUGCAAAGGCCUCCCGGGAGAUUGCCAGUGAUUACAAAUACAAAGAAGCUUAUCGUAAGCAGCUGGGCCACCACAUUGGCGCCCGAGCUAUACAUGAUGAUCCCAAGAUAAUGUGGUCCCUCCACGUUGCAAAAAUGCAGAGUGACCGAGAGUAUAAGAAAGACUUUGAGAAAUACAAGACAAGGUACAGCAGCCCAGUGGACACGCUUGGUAUAGUCUUGGCCAAGAACUGUCAGACCUUGGUCAGUGAUGUGGACUACAAGCAUCCUCUGCAUGAAUGGACCUGCCUGCCUGACCAAAAUGAUAUCAUUCAUGCACGGAAAGCCUAUGACCUCCAGAGUGAUAAUUUGUAUAAGUCAGACCUUGAAUGGAUGAAAGGCAUUGGCUGGGUUCCAAUUGAUUCCUGGGAAGUUGUUAAAGCCAAGAGGGCCACAGAGAUACUGAGUGAUAAUAUCUACCGUCAGCGUCCAGACCGACUCAAAUUCACCAGUGUACCUGACACUGUAGAGCAAAUGCUGGCAAAGAACAAUGCUAUAAUCAUGAAUAAGCAUUUAUAUACUGAAGCCUGGGACAAUGACAAGAAAACAAUCCACAUCAUGCCCGAUACACCAGAAAUCAUGCUAGCCAAACUCAACCGAAUAAACUACAGUGAUAAACUCUAUAAACUGGCUUUGGAGGAGUCUAAGAAGGAAGGCUGUGACUUGCGUUUGGACGCCAUUCCAAUCCAAGCAGCCAAGGCUUCAAGAGAUAUUGCUAGUGAUUACAAGUACAAGGAAGACUACCGCAAACAGCUUGGCCACCACAUUGGGGCCCAGAAGGUUGAGGACGACCCCAAAAUAAUGUGGUCCAUCCAUGCGGCCAAGAUCCAGAGUGACAGAGAGUACAAGAAGGACUUUGAGAAGUGGAGGACCAAGUUCAGCAGCCCAGUGGACAUGCUGGGGUUGGUUCUGGCCAAGAAGUGUCAGAUCCUUGUAAGCGACGUAGACUAUAAGCAUCCUCUACAUGAAUGGCUUUGCCUGCCGGAUCAGAAUGACAUCAUCCAGGCUCGGAAGGCCUAUGACCUGCAGAGUGAUGCUAUUUACAAGGCUGAUCUUGAGUGGCUGAGAGGCAUCGGAUGGGUUCCCAUUGGCUCUGUAGAGGUCGAGAAGGUGAAGAGAGCUGGAGACAUACUGAGUGAGAGGAAGUACCGCCAGCCUGCAGACCAGCUCAAAUUCACAUGCAUUACAGAUACUCCAGAAAUUGUCCUGGCAAAGAACAAUAGCCUGACAAUGAGCAAGCACUUAUAUACAGAAGCCUGGGAUGCUGACAAAACCUCUAUUCACGUGAUGCCCGACACUCCUGAGAUCAAGCUGGCCAAGAGCAAUGCUGCCAAUAUCAGCCAAAAACUUUACACUAAAGGAUGGGAUGAAUCAAAGAUGAAGGACUAUGAUCUGAGAGCUGAUGCUAUUUCCAUCAUAAGUGCCAAGGCCUCGAGGGAUAUAGCCAGUGAUUACAAAUACAAAGAAGCAUAUGAGAAACAGAGAGGCCACCACAUUGGAGCCCAGAGCAUUGAAGAUGACCCCAGGAUUGUGUGUGCCAUACACGCAGGGAAGAUUCAAAGUGAAAGGGAGUACAAGAAGGAUUUCCAGAAGUGGAAGACAAAGUUCAGUAGCCCAGUGGACAUGUUAGGCAUCUCGCUGGCCAAAAAAUGUCAGAUUCUGGUCAGUGACAUUGAUUAUCGCAAUUACCUGCACCACUGGACAUGCCUACCUGAUCAAAAUGACAUUAUCCAAGCAAGGAAGGCCUAUGAACUGCAGAGUGAUAACGUAUAUAAAGCAGACCUGGAAUGGCUGCGUGGCAUCGGCUGGAUGCCGGAAGGCUCAGUAGAAAUGCACAGAGUGAAGGUUGCUCGGGACCUCCUGAAUGAAAGACUCUAUAGAACACGACCAGAAGCUUUGAAAUUCACUUCCAUUGUUGACACCCCAGAAGUUGUCCUGGCAAAAGCCAAUUCUCUGCAAAUGAGUGGGAAGCUGUAUCAGGAAGCCUGGAAUAAAGAUAAGGCUAACAUCAGCAUCCCUUCUGACACGCCCACCAUGCUGCAGGCCCACAUCAAUGCCUUGCACAUCAGCAAUAAACUCUACCAGAAAGACUGGGAUGAUGUCAAGCAGAAAGGCUACGAUAUAAGAGCAGAUGCUAUUGAAAUCACACAUGCGAAAGCUUCAAGAGAAAUUGCCAGUGAGUACAAAUACAAAGAAGGUUACCGUAAGCAACUGGGCCACCACGUGGGUUUCCGCACUCUACAAGAUGACCCCAAGUUGGUAUGGUCUAUACAUGCUGCCAAGAUCCAGAGUGACAGAGAAUACAAGAAAGCUUAUGAGAAGUCUAAAGGAAUUCACAAUACACCAUUGGACAUGAUGUCCAUUGUUCAGGCCAAGAACUGCCAGGUCCUAGUUAGUGACAUUGAUUAUCGCAAUUACCUACACCAAUGGACGUGUCUGCCAGAUCAGAAUGAUGUGAUCCAGGCGAAGAAAGCCUAUGAACUGCAGAGCGAUGCCAUCUACAAGGCUGACUUGGAGUGGUUGCGUGGCAUUGGCUGGAUGCCCCAAGGGUCUCCUGAAGUACUGAGAGUCAAAAAUGCCCAGCAGAUCCUACUAGACAGUGUCUAUCGGACACCUGUGGUGAAACUUAAAUAUACUAGUAUUGUUGACACUCCUGAAGUUGUCCUCGCUAAAUCAAAUGCUGAAAAUAUUAGUAUUCCAAAGUACAGAGAAGUUUGGGACAAGGAUAAAACUUCCAUCAGCAUAAUGCCAGAUACUCCAGAAAUUAAGCUAGCGAGAGCAAAUGCUCUUAAUGUGAGCAAUAAACUUUACCGAGAAGGUUGGGAUGAGAUGAAGAUGAGCUGUGAUGUACGGCUAGAUGCCAUCCCUAUUCAGGCUGCCAAAGCCUCCCGGGAGAUUGCCAGUGACUAUAAAUACAAGCUUGACCAUGAGAAGCAGAAGGGACACUAUGUGGGCACCCUCACAGCCAGGGAUGACAACAAGAUCCGCUGGGCCCUCAUAGCUGGCAAGAUUCAGAAUGAAAGAGAGUACCGGCUGCACUGGGCCAAAUGGAAGACCAAGUUCCAAAGCCCUGUGGAUAUGCUUUCCAUCUUACAUUCUAAAAAUUCUCAGGCUCUGGUCAGCGACAUCGAUUACCAUAACUACCUACACAGGUGGACAUGCCUGCCUGACCAGAACGACGUGAUUCAGGCCAGGAAAGCCUAUGAACUGCAAAGUGAUGCUGUUUACAAGGCUGACUUGGAAUGGUUACGCGGGAUUGGGUGGAUGCCAAGUGGUUCUGUUUCUGUCAAUCACGCCAAACAUGCUGCAGAUAUCUUCAGUGAGAAAAAAUAUCGCACAAAAAUAGAAACUCUUAACUUUACCCCUGUGGAUGACAGAGUUGAUUAUGCGACAGCAAAACAUAGUGGGGAGAUCCUAAAUGAUAUUAAAUACCGGAAAGAUUGGAAUGACAACAAAUCAAAGUACACCCUCACAGAAACCCCCCUGCUGCACACUGCCCAGGAGGCAGCCCGGAUACUGGACCAGUACCUGUACAAGGAAAGCUGGGACAAACAAAAAGCCACAGGUUAUAUUUUGCCUCCCGAUGCUGUGCCGUUUGUUCAUGCCAAUCACUCUCGUGAUGUUCAGAGUGAGCUGAAAUACAAAGCUGAGCACGUAAAGCAGAGAGGCCAUUAUGUUGGUGUUCCAACAAUGAGAGAUGAUCCUAAACUGGUUUGGUUUGAGCAUGCAGGCGAUAUUCAAAAUGACAGACUAUACAAAGAGGACUAUCACAAAACAAAGGCCAAAAUCAAUAUACCUGCUGAUAUGGUAUCCAUCUUGGCUGCCAAGGAGGGGCAAACCCUUGUCAGUGACAUUGAUUACCGUAAUUACCUGCACCAAUGGACGUGUCAUCCUGACCAAAAUAAUGUUAUUCAGGCAAGGAAGGCCUAUGACCUACAGAGUGAUAAUAUCUACAAAGCUGACCUGGAAUGGCUCCGAGGCAUUGGCUGGAUGCCCCUGGAUUCUGUGGACCAUGUGAGGGUUACUAAGAACCAGGAAAUGGUGAAUCAGAUAAAAUAUAAGAAAGAUGCUCGUGACAACUAUCCUAAUUUUACAAGUGUGGUGGAUCCUCCAGAGAUUGUUUUGGCCAAGAUUAACUCAGUCAAUCAAAGUGAUGUGAAAUAUAAAGAAACAUUUAAUAGAGACAAGGGCAAAUACAUAUUUUCUCCAGAUACGCCACAUAUCUCCCACUCCAAAGACAUGGGGAAACUCUAUAGUACUAUACUGUAUAAGGGGGCAUGGGAGGGAACCAAGGCCUAUGGCUAUACCUUGGAUGAGCGCUAUAUUCCAAUUGUUGGAGCCAAGCAUGCUGACUAUGUAAAUAGUGAGCUUAAAUACAAAGAGACAUAUGAAAAGUUGAAGGGCCACUACCUGGCUGGAAAAGAAAUCAGUGAGUUCCCUGGUGUGGUUCACUGUCUGGAUUUCCAACAAAUGAGGAGUGCGUUGAACUACAGAAGACAUUAUGAGGACACCAAAGCAAAUGUUCAUAUCCCCAAUGAUAUGAUGAAUCAUGUCCUGGCUAAAAAAUGCCAGUACAUCCUCAGUGAUCUGGAGUAUCGGCACUACUUUCAUCAGUGGACAUCUCUUCCAGAAGAGCCCAACGUUGUACGCGUCCGAAACGCCCAGGAGAACUUGAGUGAUAACGUGUAUAAAGAUGACUUGAAUUGGCUGAAAGGCAUUGGAUGCUACGUUUGGGAUACACCCCAGAUCCUGCAUGCCAAGAAAGCAUAUGACCUCCAGAGUCAGCUACAAUACACAGCAGCAGGUAAAGAAAACCUACAAAACUAUAACAUGGUCACAGAUACACCACUUUAUGUGACUGCUCUUCAAAGUGGCAUUAAUGCCAGUGAGGUGAAAUAUAAAGAAAAUUAUCAUCAGAUUAAGGACAAAUAUACAACAGUUCUAGAAACAGUGGAUUAUGACAGAACCAAGAAUCUGAAGAGUCUGUAUAGCAGUAACCUGUACAAGGAGGCCUGGGAUAAAGUAAAAGCCAUCAGCUACGUUCUGCCUACCAGCACCAUGUCCCUGACACACGCCAAGAACCAGAAGCAUCUGGCCAGCAAUAUCAAAUAUCGGGAAGAGUACGAAAAGUUCAAAGCUCUUUAUAGUUUACCAAAAAGUGUUGACGAUGAUCCGAACACAGCUCGAUGCCUCCGAGUUGGCAAGCUAAACAUCGAUCGUCUGUACAGAUCAGUUUAUGAAAAGAACAAGAUGAAAAUCCACACUGUGCCCGACAUGGUGGAGAUGGUUACUGCUAAGGAUACUCAGAAGAAAGUCAGUGAGAUUGAUUACCGCCUACACCUCCAUGAUUGGAUUUGCCACCCCGACUUGCAAGUCAAUAGCCACGUCCGGAAAGUCACAGAUCAGAUUAGUGAAAUUGUAUACAAGGAUGACCUUACUUGGCUGAAAGGCAUCGGUUGCUAUGUCUGGGACACUCCUGAAAUUCUCCAUGCCAAACACGCUUAUGAUCUGCGCAACGAUAUAACGUACAAAGCUCAUGCACACAAAACAAGAAACAACUACAAAUUGGUCACUGAUACGCCAGUCUACGUCCAAGCUGUCAAAAGCGGGAAACAGCUAAGUGAUGCUGUCUACCACUAUGACUAUGUACGUAGUGUCAGAGGCAAAGUGGCUCCAACAACUAAAACUGUGGAUCUGGACCGUGCGCUGCAUGCGUACAAGCUCCAGAGUGAGAAUUUGUACCGACGACCUGGCCUGCACUCCCUGCCCACUGGAUAUAGGCUUCCAGUCGAUACUCGUCACUUCAAACACAACAAGGAUAUCCGAUAUAUGAGCAGUUAUUUCAAGUACAAAGAAGUUUAUGAGCACAUCAAGGCAAAUGGGUAUACACUUGGCCCCAAUGAUGUUCCAUUUGUCUAUGUUCGGAGGGUCAACAAGGUUACCAGCGAGAGACUGUACCGAGAGUUGUACCACAAACUAAAGGACAAGAUUCACACAACUCCUGACACGCCUGAAAUCCGCCAGGUCAAAAAGACGCAAGAAGCUGUCAGCGAGUUGAUCUACAAGUCAGACUUCUUCAAGAUGCAGGGCCACAUGAUCUCCUUGCCAUACACACCGCAAGUGCUCCAUUGCCGCUACGUGGGAGAUAUCACUAGCGAUAUUAAAUACAAAGAGGACUUGCAGGUCUUAAGGGGCCUGGGCUGCUUCCUGUACGACACUCCCGACAUGGUCCGUUCCCGGCACCUGCGGAAGCUGUGGUCUAAUUACGUGUACACUGAUAAAGCAAGAAAGAUGCGCGACAAAUACAAAGUGGUGCUUGACACACCAGAAUACAGAAAAGUGCAGGAACUGAAGACACAUCUGAGUGAGCUGGUAUACAGAGCUUCAGGCAACAAGCAAAAGUCAAUCUUUACUUCAGUUCCUGAUACUCCUGAUCUUUUAAGAGCCAAGAGAGGGCAGAAGCUUCAGAGUCAGUAUCUGUAUGUUGAACUUGCCACCAAAGAGAGACCCCAUCAUCACGCUGGCAACCAGACCACAGCCUUGAAGCAUGCUAAAGACGUGAAGGAUAUGGUCAGCGAGAAAAAGUACAAGAUUCAGUAUGAGAAGAUGAAGGACAAGUACACCCCAGUUCCAGAUACGCCAAUCCUCAUCAGAGCCAAGAAGGCUUACUGGAAUGCCAGUGAUCUACGCUACAAAGAAACAUUUGAAAAGACCAAAGGGAAAUACCACACUGUGAAGGAUGCUCUGGACAUUGUUUAUCAUCGCAAAGUCACAGAUGACGUCAGUAAAGUGAAGUACAAGGAGAACUACAUGAGCCAGUUGGGAAUUUGGAGAUCCAUUCCUGAUCACCCAGAGCACUUCCACCACCGGGCAGUCACCGAUGCCAUCAGUGAUGUAAAAUAUAAAGAAGAUUUGACCUGGCUGAAGGGCAUUGGUUGCUAUGCCUAUGAUACCCCUGACUUUAAUCUGGCUGAAAACAACAAGAUUCUCUACAGCAAGUAUAAGUAUAAAGAGGUAUUUGAAAGGACGAAGUCAGAUUUCAAUUAUGUUGCCGACUGUCCAAUCAAUAGGCAUUUCAAGUACGCAACUCAGUUGAUGAAUGAGAAAAAAUACAGAGCUGAUUACGAGCAGCGGAAAGAUAAAUACCACCUGGUGGUCGAUGAGCCUAGACAUCUGCUGGCUAAGACCGCAGGGGAACAGAUCAGCCAGAUCAAGUACAGGAAAAAAUAUGAAAAAUCAAAAGACAAAUUCACCUCAGUUGUGGACACUCCAGAACACCUGCGAACUACAAAAGUCAACAAACAAAUCAGUGAUAUACUUUAUAAACUGGAAUACAACAAGGCCAAACCCAGAGGCUAUAUCACAAUCCAUGACACCCCCAUGUUGCUGCACGUCCGCAAGGUUAAGGAUGAAGUCAGUGAUCUAAAAUACAAAGAAGUUUACGAAAGAAAUAAGUCCAGCUGCACCAUUAAGCCAGACGCUGUUCAUAUCAAAGCAGCCAAGGAUGCCUACAAAGUCAACACCAACCUGGACUACAAGAAGCUGUAUGAAGCAAACAAAGCCCACUGGAGGUGGACGCCUGAUCGACCAGACUUCAUCCAGGCAGCCAAGUCAUCCCUGCAGCAAAGUGAUUUUGAAUACAAACUGGACCGAGAGUUCCUCAAGGGUUGCAAGCUUUCUGUCACUGAUGAUAAAGACAUGGUGCUGGCCCUGAGGAAUUCUUUGAUCGAAAGCGAUCUAAAAUACAAAGAGAAACAUGUCAAGGAAAGAGGAACCUGCCACGUUGUACCCGACACUCCUCAGAUUCUACUGGCAAAGACUGUCAGCCAUCUGGUGUCCGAGAACAAGUACAAGGACCAUGUCAAGAGGCACUUGGCCCAGGGCUCAUACACAACACUGCCAGAGACUCGUGACACUGUUCAUGUCAAGGAAGUGACCAAGCAUGUCAGUGAUACAAAUUACAAAAAGAAGUAUGUCAAGGAGAAAGGAAAGUCCAACUACUCCAUCAUGCUGGAGCCACCAGAGGUGAAACACGCUAUAGAAGUGAACAAGAAGCAGAGUACCGUCGCUUACAAAAAAGAUGCCAAAGAGAACCUGCAUUACACCGCAGUAGCAGAUCGGCCAGACAUCAAGAAGGCCACGCAGGCAGCCAAACAGGCCAGUGAGGUGGAAUACAGAGCUAAGUACCGCAAGGAAGGCAGUCAUGGCUUAAGCAUGCUUGGUCGCCCAGACAUUGAAAUGGCCAAGAAGGCAGCCAAGCUGAGCAGCCAGAUUAAAUAUCGAGAAAAUUUCGACAAAGAGAAGGGCAAGACACCAAAAUACAAUCCAAAAGACAGCCAGCUCUACAAAGUCAUGAAAGAUGCCAAUAAUCUCGCAAGUGAGGUUAAAUACAAGGCAGACCUAAAGAAACUUCACAAACCUGUGACUGACAUGAAGGAAUCCCUGAUAAUGAAUCAUGUCCUUAAUACAAGCCAACUUGCCAGUUCUUACCAGUACAAGAAGAACUAUGAGAAGAGCAAAGGCCACUAUCACACAAUACCUGAUAAUCUGGAGCAGCUGCAUCUAAAAGAGGCCACAGAAUUACAGAGUAUAGUGAAAUACAAGGAAAAGUUUGAAAAGGAACGAGGAAAGCCCAUGUUGGACUUUGAAACACCAACAUACAUCACUGCCAAAGAGUCUCAGCAAAUGCAGAGUGGGAAAGAGUAUAGGAAAGAUUAUGAAGAGUCCAUUAAAGGCAGAAACCUGACUGGCCUGGAGGUCACGCCAGCUUUAUUACAUGUCAAAUAUGCCACCAAAAUAGCAAGCGAGAAAGAGUACAGGAAAGAUCUAGAAGAAAGCAUCCGUGGGAAGGGCCUCACUGAAAUGGAAGAUACUCCUGACAUGCUUAGGGCAAAGAACGCCACGCAAAUCCUCAACGAGAAAGACUAUAAGAGAGACCUGGAGCUAGAAGUCAAAGGAAGAGGCCUGAACGCCAUGGCCAAUGAAAUUCCCGAUUUUAUGAGGGCCAGGAAUGCUACUGAUAUUGCCAGUCAGAUUAAAUAUAAGCAAUUAGCAGAAAUGGAAAAAGCCAAUUUCACCUCUGUGGUUGAUACUCCGGAGAUCAUUCAUGCCCAACAAGUCAAGAAUCUUUCAAGCCAGAAAAAGUACAAGGAAGACGCAGAGAAGUCCAUGCCAUAUUAUGAGACUGUUUUGGACACCCCUGAGAUGCAGAGAGUCCGGGAGAACCAAAAGAACUUCAGCCUUCUCCAAUACCAGUGUGACCUUAAAAACAGUAAAGGAAAAAUUACAGUUGUUCAAGACACACCAGAAAUACUGCGUGUUAAAGAAAAUCAAAAGAAUUUCAGCUCGGUUUUAUAUAAAGAGGAUGUCUCACCAGGAACGGCGAUUGGAAAGACUCCUGAGAUGAUGAGAGUGAAGCAAACUCAGGACCAGAUUAGCUCGGUAAAGUAUAAGGAAACAAUUGGACAAGGAACUCCUAUUCCUGACCUGCCUGAAGUGAAACGUGUCAAGGAGACACAGAAGCACAUUAGCUCGGUUAUGUACAAAGAAAACUUGGGAACAGGCAUUCCAACCACUGACACUCCAGAGAUUCAGAGAGUGAGACGCAAUCAAGAGAACUUUAGCUCGGUGUUGUAUAAAGAAAACCUCGGGAAAGGGAUCCCAAUUCCCAUCACUCCAGAGAUGGAGAGAGUCAAACACAAUCAAGAAAACUUUAGCUCGGUGUUAUACAAAGAAAACUUGGGCAAGGGAAUCCCUUUACCUGUCACUCCAGAGAUGGAGAGAGUCAAACACAAUCAAGAAAAUAUUAGCUCGGUUUUGUACAAAGAAAAUGUGGGGAAAGGCACCCCAACCCCUGUCACUCCAGAGAUGCAGAGAGUCAAACGCAAUCAAGAAAACAUUAGCUCGGUGUUGUACAAAGAGAAUCUGGGGAAAGCAACCCCCACACCCUUUACUCCCGAGAUGGAAAGAGCCAAACGCAAUCAAGAAAACUUUAGCUCGGUAUUGUACAAAGAGAAUAUGAGAAAAGCAACUUCAACACCUGUUACUCCAGAGAUGGAGAGAGCUAAGCGCAACCAAGAAAACAUUAGCUCGGUAUUAUAUUCUGACAGCUUCCGGAAACAAAUACAAGGCAAAGCUGCCUAUGUCAUGGACACUCCAGAGAUGAGACGGGUGAAGGAGACCCAACGCCACAUCUCAACGGUGAAAUAUCAUGAAGACUUUGAAAAACACAAGGGUUGCUUCACACCAGUGGUGACGGACCCUAUCACUGAGAGAGUAAAAAAGAACACACAGGACUUCAGUGACAUUAACUACCGAGGUAUUCAGAGAAAAGUGGUAGAGAUGGAGCAAAAACGGAACGACCAGGACCAGGAAACUAUUACAGGUUUGCGUGUCUGGCGCACUAAUCCUGGCUCGGUUUUUGACUAUGAUCCAGCGGAAGACAAUAUUCAAUCUCGAAGCUUACACAUGGUUAAUGCGCAAGCUCAGCGCCGAAGCCGGGAGCAGUCGCGAUCUGCUAGCGCACAGAGCAUCAGCGGCGGCGAGGAGAAGUCUGAGCAUUCUGAAGCUGCCGACCACCGUCUCUCCACCUACAGCGACAGGGGCGUCUUAGUCAACGCAACUUCCCCAGCUUACAAACGCGUGAAAACCACAGAGCUCCCGCAACAACGGUCAUCUUCAGUUGCUACCCAGCAGACCACAGUAUCUUCUAUCCCAUCUCAUCCGUCUACUGCUGGAAAAAUCUUCCGUGCCAUGUAUGACUAUAUGGCCGCUGAUGCAGAUGAGGUGUCCUUCAGAGAUGGAGAUGCUAUCGUAAAUGUUCAAGCUAUUGAUGAAGGUUGGAUGUAUGGCACUGUGCAGAGGACGGGCAGAACAGGCAUGCUUCCCGCCAACUAUGUUGAAGCUAUUUAGGUGCUUCAAAGCAUCUAUCACGCCUAUCAGCCAGACUUACAAAUCCUGUGGUGAAUAAUUGUUUAGACUCUCCACUAUCACCCGUUCUCAAGCUGCCUAAUGGUUUUUCUGUGUAUGACUUAUGACUGUUCCGUCCUUAAUUUGUUUCUAUGUGAACCCCAAUAAUUAUCCACUAAAACAAACAUUAUCGUCACUAACUUUUCCAAUGAUUAAACUAGAUUUACUUUCCUCAUUAUUUCCUGGACGUGCACAUAAAAUUUAGAGGCAACAUUAAAUCUUUAAGUUCUUUAUUUUAAAAGCUGCCAUUAUUACAUUUUCUUUUGGGUUUUAAAGUACGUUCAAUUUCAGAAUAGACAUUUUGAGCUUCUGCAAUGUUAUAUUAUUGUUCCAUCAAGCCAGAAUCGUUCUUCAUUAUGAAUAUGUUUACCAUUAUCUCCUUUCUAAAACAAGGAUUCUGAACAUGCUAAAUACAUUAAAGGAAAAAUGGCAGAGAUAAGUCACGUUUUCCUUGCUUACUGAAUGCUGAUGCUUGUAUUUCUAAUCCAGUUCUGAAGUUAUGAAGCUGAUAUUUAAUGAAAACUGGUGAUAAAUUGGUAACUAAUAAAAUCUGGAAGUCUGCAACAAGCUCCACUGAUGGAAUGAGCAUUAUUUAUUUUUAAUGGUUUUUAACAUCUACAAAAAUUUUCAAUAAAGCAAACUCCUUAGUAUAUUUGCCUAAAAAAAUUACUCAAAACUUAAAAAAAAAUAGUAGUUAAAAAUGCGCACAAGUAGACCUCCUUGAAACCUUAUCUGUACCACUCAGUAAGCUUUCCUUAUGGCUCAGAUUAUAACGUUUUAGAAACAGCCAUGAGAUCCAAGCCUGACCUCAGGGGAUCUUCUCCAGCUGUAUCCAGUGGGCUGGCAGCACGUGGCAGAGUGUUAGAGGGUCCAAGUGGGGAGUGCCAACCAAUAAUGGCUUAAUGGAAAACAGACUACCAUUCCUAAAAGGUGAAAGAUCUUUCCAUAUAACUUUGGAGCUGUAGUAACACUGCUGUCCGCAUUUCUUAGUCUCCCUGAGACUCACGGAGUGUGAAU